This is a messenger RNA of Selaginella moellendorffii, 1305 nucleotides long. RefSeq names its product pentatricopeptide repeat-containing protein At2g35030, mitochondrial-like. Gene Ontology annotation, molecular function: RNA binding; protein binding. The transcript is spliced from 2 exons. The record is from RefSeq and is a predicted model, not a curated record. The coding region runs from base 138 to 1028 and encodes 296 amino acids. Gene Ontology annotation, biological process: RNA modification. Lineage: Eukaryota; Viridiplantae; Streptophyta; Lycopodiopsida; Selaginellales; Selaginellaceae.
UCGCUCCCAGCUCGGGCAUCACCACCUUGCAAAGCAUCUGUUUGAUUCCAUGCCGGAGCGGGACCGGCUUUCCUGGUACGCGCUCCUGGCCAUGUCCAACACAGAUUCCCGAGAAGGACGUGAUCUCGUGGAACGCGAUGAUCACGGGCUAUGCAAACUCCGGCUUCACGCAUGAGGCAGCCAGGGCUUUUCACUCGAUGGAGCGAAGAGAUUCGACGUCGUGGAGCGCUCUAAUCUCUGCGCUGGCACAGAAUGGCGAGCUCGACGAUGGAGAUAUCGCCUUCCAUCGCAUGCCGCAGUGGAAUCUCGCGGCAUGGAACAACCUUCUCUCCGCGCGAGCCGAGCAGGGAAAGAUUGUCGAGGGGGAGCGGAUGUUCUCUCGAGCUCCAGCUGCGAAUCUUCUCUCGUGGACGGCGAUGGUGGCGGGAUUCGGACACAAUGGUCGAGUGGAAAUGGCUCGAACAGCGUUUGAGAGGAUGCCCGAGUGGGAUAUCGUGUCAUGGAAUGCGGUGGUCUCGGCGUUCGUCCAGUGUGGCUGUCUCGAAGAAGCUAUCGAGACGUUUUGGAGGAUGCCCGCGCGAGAUCUCAAGUCGUGGAACACGAUGAUCCGAAUUCUCUGUGAAGCAGGAGACCUCGUCCAGGCCGAGAGGAUCUUCGAUGGAAUGGCGCUGCGAAACGUUGUGUCCUGGACGACGCUACUCACGGGACAAGCUCAGAGAGGCCACACGAAGGAAGCGCGAGAGAGAUUCGCGAGAAUGCCGCAGCACAGCUUUGUCACCUGGAACUCCAUGCUCGUCAAUUACUCGAGCUCCAACCAGAUCGAUCUCGCCGAAGAGGUGUUUUGCUCGAUGCCAAAGCACGACACCGUCUCGUGGAACACCAUGAUCGCGGGAUACUCGAGCAGCGACCGCAUGGAUCGAACUCUGUCUUUGCUCGAUCUCAUCCCACACCAGAGUUCUCGAUCGUGGAACACCGUGCUCAAUGGAUACGUCACAAACGCCCAUAUCCGAGAGGCUGGAAUAUGGUGAGCGUAUAUGCCCAGAAUGGGUAUCUUGAGGAAGCCAGAAAGAUGUUUAUAAACAUGACCAAGUGUAACGUUUCAAUGGAUUCUCCCUCGAGCACGUCGAGAAAGCCUGUAACUCUUUGCUCGCAGCACUCGCCCACAACGGCCAUGCAAAGCUUGCCACCACGUUCUUUCACGAGAUGAACUUGGAAGGAGCAAAGGACGAAGUCUCGUUCGCGAUUGUUCUCGCCGCUUGCACCUAUUAUAUUUAUAAAUACCUAUGGAUUUAUAUAUUUAAGAUA